Messenger RNA from Pongo pygmaeus (Bornean orangutan), 2307 nucleotides. It is a transcript of the gene OR2J1, whose product is annotated as olfactory receptor family 2 subfamily J member 1. Gene Ontology annotation, biological process: G protein-coupled receptor signaling pathway. NCBI's taxonomy places the organism in Eukaryota, Metazoa, Chordata, Mammalia, Primates, Hominidae. Gene Ontology annotation, cellular component: membrane. Gene Ontology annotation, molecular function: G protein-coupled receptor activity; olfactory receptor activity. Bases 553 to 1491 code for a protein of 312 amino acids. The record is from RefSeq and is a predicted model, not a curated record. The transcript has 2 exons.
AAUUACUGUAGUAAGGAACUCAGGCAGCUGCAUUAGGAAAGAAAAUUAUACCUGCAUUAGCAAAAGUAUCCACAGCAUGUGAGUUCAAGUAUCUUACAGAAUAUUACCUUUCAUCCUAGGGAACUUUUUAAAAAAAUUCUUGCAAUUUUUCCAUGAUUUCUCAAAAGGUAAUGAUCAUUCCAUUACCAACAAUAUGGAAAAGUGUACAGAUAUCUUUGUACCUGUCUGGAGCAUUUGCACAGACUUGGCCCAAGUUCAACAUUCCUAGCUCUCCAGCUGUAACUCAACUAAUUAGGCAAACCCUUACAUCUUUUUCAAGAGUCAAGAUUAGAAUAUUUGAGUUGUUAAAAGUUUUUCAAAACACUGAAGCUGGACAAAUAUCUCAAUGAAGCAUAUAAAGGAAACUGUAUAAAAAUUCUACUGCCAUAAUGGUGCACACUAUCUGGAAGUGGGAAACUUUUUUCUUCAAUCUGUUUGCAAGUGGGCGGUUGACAAUGCAUGGACAGACUUUGAGUUUAUGUGAUUCUUUCUUUAGGUACAGGAAAAAUAAGAAUGAUGAUGAAAAAAAAUGCAAGUUUUGAAGGCUUCUUUAUUCUACUUGCAUUUUCUAACUGGCCUCAUCUGGAAGUAGUUCUCUUUGUGGUUAUCUUGAUCUUCUACUUGAUAACACUGAUAGGAAACCUGUUCAUCGUCAUCCUGACAUACCUGGACUCCCAUCUCCACACUCCCAUGUACUUCUUCCUUUCAAACCUCUCAUUUCUGGAUCUCUGCUACACCACCAGCUCUAUCCCUCAGUUGCUGGUGAAUCUCUGGGGCCGGGAAAAGACCAUCUCUUAUGCUGGUUGUAUGGUCCAACUUUACUUUGUUCUCGCACUGGGAACCACAGAGUGUGUCCUACUGGUGGUGAUGUCCUAUGACCGUUAUGCAGCUGUGUGUAGACCUUUGCAUUACACUGUCCUCAUGCACCCUUGUUUCUGCCGCUUGUUGGCUGUGGCUUCUUGGGUAAGUGGAUUUACUACGUCAGCACUUCAUUCCUCCUUUACUUUCUGGAUACCCCUUUGUGGACAUCGCCUAGUGGAUCACUUCUUCUGUGAAGUUCCAGCACUUCUGCGAUUAUCAUGUGUUGAUACCCAUGCAAAUGAGCUGACCCUCAUGGUCAUGAGCUCCAUUUUUGUUCUCAUACCUCUCAUCCUCAUCCUCACUUCCUAUGGUGCCAUUGCCCAGGCUGUACUGAGGAUGCAAUCAACCACUGGGCUUCAGAAAGUGUUUAGGACGUGUGGAGCCCAUCUUAUGGUUGUAUCUCUCUUUUUCAUUCCAGUCAUGUGCAUAUAUCUCCAGCCACCAUCAGAAAAUUCUCAAGAUCAAGGCAAGUUCAUUGCCCUCUUUUAUACUGUUGUCACACCUAGUCUUAACCCUCUAAUCUACACUCUCAGAAACAAGGAUGUGAAAAGGGCAGUGAAGAGACUAAUGGGGUUGGAGUGGGGGAUAUGACAGGGAAAUCAUGUUGGCUGUUGUUUUUGCUAGGAUCUUAUCCAUCUUGAAAGGUGGUUUCCCUGCUUCUUUGUGAUUUGUUUUUCAUCUAACAGCUCGCAAAACAUGGAAUAGUUCAGUUCUCCCAUUUGUUGCUCUGUUUAAUAUUUACUUCUGAAAUAUUAUGUUGAGAUAAAGUUUUUGAUUGGUACCAUUUUGGUCUUUUACAAUUCUAUAUUUAUUCCAUGAAAAUUGUGGACUGUAAUUUCAACAUACAUAAAUAUGUGUGUGAAUAAUUAUGAGAUUAUUUAAAAAAUAUUGGAAAUAUUUCUGACAAUGUGCUAAAUUAUGAACUGACCAUUGAUAUGUAUAGGAAGAGAAGGGCAAUAUUGCAAAGAUGUAGGCUAAAGAAGUUUUUGGUUAUUGAAUAAACCUUAAAUGAAGCUAAAAAUAGUCACAGCAAAGAAAAAUGGUAAACAUAAUGAAUAACACCAUUUAUUAUAUGGUAAAGGAUAUGUCAUAAUUAUUUGGUUGAAGUUCACUGUUUAAAGACACUAAAUUAUAUACUUUAUCCUGUGGGUCUACAUACUUGUCACAUUGAACAGUAAACUAAUAUCUCUUUAAAAUGGCUGAUUCGUUCAUCUGUCCAUUUAUUCAUUAACUUAUUCUUCAUUAGCUAAAUCUUAUUGAAUGUGUACUCUCUCCCAGUUUGUGAAAUUCUUGGUAACAUGUAUAAAUAUAACAUACUUUGUCUGAACAGAACGCACUGUCUAUCGGGAAAAAUGGCAACAUAAGAUAAAAGAUGAAGUAUCUGUACAUGGCUUAAUUUGUCACUGG